Octopus bimaculoides (California two-spot octopus) is the source of this 1769-nucleotide messenger RNA. RefSeq names its product histidine ammonia-lyase. Gene Ontology annotation, molecular function: histidine ammonia-lyase activity. NCBI's taxonomy places the organism in Eukaryota, Metazoa, Mollusca, Cephalopoda, Octopoda, Octopodidae. The record is from RefSeq and is a predicted model, not a curated record. Gene Ontology annotation, biological process: L-histidine catabolic process. Gene Ontology annotation, cellular component: cytoplasm.
UUUAUUAAUUUAAACAGAGAAAUGAACACUGCAAAAGAGUACAUAACUCUCGAUGGCAAUUCACUGACAACAAGCGCCCUGCUUCAAUUGGGAAAAGGCGAAUACCUUCUCAAGAUUUCAGAUGAUGCCUUGGAAAGAGUAAGGAAAUCACGUGAUCUAUUGAAUGACAUUGUAGCAAAGAAUCAAGUUGCGUAUGGCGUCACCACAGGAUUUGGCAACUUUGCCCGGACCAUUAUUCCUCCAAAUCAACUUGCAGAAUUACAGGAAAAUUUGAUCAGAUCCCAUUCUGCAGGUGUUGGUGAGUCUAUAACACUUGAAAGAAUCAGGAUGCUGUUGGCCUUGAGGAUUAAUGUUCUUGUUAAAGGAUACAGCGGUAUUUCUCUCGAAAAUCUCAAGAAAUAUGUCGACGCAUUCAAUAAUUCCCUUUUGCCAUGGGUUCCAGAAAAAGGAACUGUUGGGGCAAGUGGAGAUUUGGCGCCCUUAGCUCACCUUGCAUUAGGAAUGAUGGGUGAAGGUAAAAUGUGGAGUCCAAAAACUGGAUGGGCUGAGGCAAAAGAUGUGUUAAAAACUUACAAUCUGCAACCAAUUAAACUUGGUCCAAAAGAGGGACUUGCAUUGAUCAAUGGUGCUCAGUUCAUCACUGCUCUUGGGUCUGAAGCUCUGGAAAGAGCGGAAGCAAUAACUCGCCAAGCUGACAUUGUAGCUGCUGUUAGCUUUGAAGCGUUGAAAGGAACAACAAAAGCAUAUGAUGAAGAUAUUCAUAAAGCUCGACCACAUCUGGGUCAAAUAAAAGUUGCUUCAAGACUUCGUUCCAUUCUACAUUCUGAUCUAUACCCAUCACAGAUUACAGAAAGUGAACUUGCCAAUAACAAGGUUCAAGAUGCCUACACUCUACGUUGCAUUCCACAAGUUCAUGGAGUAGUUAAUGAUACAAAUGCAUUUGUUCGAACUCUCCUUGCCACAGAGCUCAACAGUGCAGGAGACAACCCUAUGGUGUUUGCUGACCGUGGUGAAAUAAUAAGUGGAGGAAAUUUCCAUGGAGAAUACCCAGCUAAGGCAAAUGAUUAUCUUGCAAUUGGAGUUCAUGAAUUGGCGAAUAUAAGUGAAAGACGAAUUGAACGCCUCGUAAAUAAACCUCUUGGGAAUUUGCCUCCUUUCUUGACUGAAAAUGGUGGACUCAAUUCUGGCUUUAUGAUUGCACAUUGCACAGCUGCAGCCCUAGUGUCCGAAAAUAAAGUUCUUUGCCAUCCUGCUUCUGUUGACUCACAGACAACCAGUGCAGGAACUGAAGACCAUGUAUCCAUGGGAGGAUUUGCUGCAAGAAAAGCACUGAAUGUUGUUGAAAAUGUAGAACAAGUUUUAGCUAUUGAACUGUUGGCUGCAUGUCAAGGUCUGGAAUUCCUGAAACCAUUGAAACCUACAAAGCCUAUUGAGGAAGUUUAUAAGCUUGUUCGCAGUGUUGUUGCACCAUGGGACAGAGACCGUUAUAUGGCACCUGAUAUUAAUGCUGCUACCAAGUUGCUGAAAGAAGAAAAGGUGUGGAAUACUGUAAAACCUUACAUGGACAAGUAUGAAAGUUCUCAUCCACAAAAUACAAGUGCUUAAAUGAAACUGAUUCAUUUAUAAUAUGUAUAUCUAUAUAGGUUUGUUAGAACAAACAGAAGAAAUAUAAUUCUAUAAUAUGAGUAUAUACACCCAUUUUUCAUUGAUUUUAAUUGGCUUCUGAGUUUCUUAAUUUUUCGCUUAUUAAAAAUUAUAAAAUAAACUUA